AUGUUUUUUCGGUUUGGGCGGCGGAGGACAUUUGGCCGUAACGAGAGCACGAAUAUCUCGGUACUUGAGGACUCAUUAGCAAACAUCUCUGUAUCGCCUUGUGAUAAGAAUGACCUCAACCACGACGAUGGCGACAGCAAUGACUCUGUCAGAACAGGUCCGUUGGGCCUCAACCAACUGAGUUCCCCCCCUGAAGCCUUGGUUGAACUAGUCUUUGUUCACGGCUUAGGAGGCGGCUCACGCAAGUCGUGGUCUCAUUCGAAGCACGAGGAGCAUUUCUGGCCAAAGAGCUGGCUGCCACGAGACCCCGACUUUCAGAAUGCUCGCAUUCACAGCUUUGGCUACAAAUCAGCCAAAUCGGAAAUUAUUUCCACAGUUGCUGGCAUCCCAGAAUUUGCGGAGUCGCUUCUGACCGCUCUGCGGGAUAGCCCAGUCAUUCGGCGCAGUCAGAAUGCUAUUGUCCUUAUCGGACACAGCAUGGGAGGACUGGCGUUUAUCCAAGCCCACGCUUCAGAAACAUUCAAAGGCCUGGCAGGCCGCAUCCGGAGUCUCUACUUCUUUGGAACGCCACAUGCCGGAUCAGAUUUCACGCAAACGUUCCAGACUCUUCUCAAGUUCUUCCCGAUCAUCCGUGAGACGGAGAAUGUUGCAGAUCUUGCCCCGACUUCACGCCUGCUAGAAUCUCUCAACGAGAGCUUUCCACGCGUGGCAGAAAAUAUUGAAAUUUGCUCAUUCUGUGAGACCCAGCAAUCAGACAUCCUCGGAAAAAAACGUUACGUCGUACCGAAACAUUCAGCUCGCCUUUAUUACAAGAAGGAGGUGUGCUAUUACCUGGAUGCAAACCACAGGGAGAUGUGCAAAUAUGACAAACCCGCGAAUCCAAACUACAUCAAGGUCCGGAACGCUCUGUCAGCCUCUGUAGAGACCAUUGUACGGCAAUACACGCUUCGAAACCAAGCCGCUCACACCAAAACGCUGCAGUCCCUGCGUGAGUUAUUGGACGUUCUGGAACCCCCGGAAGAUGAUUUCGAGGAUUACUAUGAGUCCUGCCUUAGUGAGGAUGCCUGCUCCUGGUUUAUCUCCGGUCACUCGUACCGCGCAUGGCGAGAUCAAAUACGGAGUGAGGUAAAGAUGGAUGCAAUUGUUCCUAACCUUAUCUUGAUCGAAGCCGAGCCUGGAGCGGGUAAAUCUGUCCUCACUGCGCAAGUGAUCAACAACUUGCAGGCGCUGAAUUACGAGUGCAGUUACUAUUUUUUCGACUCCCAAGAUCAGCAGAAAUCGAGAUUGAGUCGCCUCCUUAGGUCACUGGCGUUUCAGAUGGCUCUGCUUAGCCCAAGUGUGCGGCAGAGAUUGCUCGACCUUCAACAGCAGAAUGUUACAAUCCCAAGUGAUAGUGACAAAUCAAUUUGGCGCAAAGUAUUCACGAAUUGCAUAUUCCAGUCUCCGCUGGAGCGACAACACUACUGGGUCAUCGACGGCCUCGAUGAAUGUCAGCAAGCCACCAGCAUCCUACAAAUGUUCUUGAGAAUUGACCCAGGUACACAACUUAAGAUAUUUAUGACGACGCGGCCAGAGGAAAGUAUCCACAGAGAGAUAUUGCCCUACAGCAAUAAAGUGACUCAUGUGCGUCUCUCAAAGACCGACACAUUGCCCAGCAUGCAUGCUUACGUUGAGGCACGCACACAGCACCUGAGAUUGCGCAGAGAGGAAGACAGGGUCGAGCUUGUCAGAUCUAUCCUAGACAAUGCGGACGGAUCAUUCCUAUGGGUAAAGCUGGUUUUGGACGACGUGAGCAAAGCAACCAGCCCUCAGCAAAUCGAGAAAUCCAUUCAAAAUAUUCCCAGGGGCAUGAAUCGUCUUUACACAGACAUCGUCGAAAGGCUCAAUCACGAGAUCCCACAGGAGGAAAUACCUGCAACAAAAGCAUUCCUGAACUGGGCGCUAUGUGCAAACCCUCCACUGACAGUCGGGGAGCUGGAAGCGGCCCUGAAGCUAGAGAAGCUGGACAACUUCGUCGACAGAAUGUGCGAAAAGCUCCGAAACUUGAUCGUCAUCGACCACGGCAACAAAGUGCGUGCGAUUCAUAAGACUGCUAGGACAUUCCUCUUAACAUCGGAUAUCGAAUCUGACUUUGUAAUAUCGUCAAAGAAUGCCCAUAAAAGAAUUACAGACUUGCUUGUCAAGCACCUUCACGCACGCCUGCGUGGAAUCCGGAACGCAAAUCAUCUAAACCACUGGCAUCAACGGAAGGCAGGGCUUGAUAACUAUGCUCUUCUCUAUUUCAGCGACCACCUUCGCAGAACACUAGAUCACAACGAUUACAAAACACGACUACACGAUGGCAGUUCACGAGGCCACGAUCGCGACACAUCACCAGAAGAUCAAAAUCUAUUCCUCGAAGUCGCAGAGUUUUUCGCCGACUGUGGGAACAGUUGGAUAGCGUCUAUCGCUUCGACUGGCUCGCUGGUUCCGCUCAUCAAGACGUCGCAGAACCUCCGAUAUUGGCUCCAAACUCGGGCGAAGAGCACGCCGCCGCUCGGAGAGCUUGCCCAGAAGACAACAAGAAUGCAGCAGUGGACUGUAGACCUCGUCCGACUCGUGGCCAAGUUUGGCAGACACCUCUUGGAGUUCCCAGGCGCAAUUUACGUAUUGGUGCCAUCCUUCGUACCCAAGGAAAGUGUUCUUUCGAUCGACAGACCCCGGCAGACACGGGGUCAAAACAAGGUUUCAGUUACUGGUUUCAGCAACGAAAGAUGGGAUGACCGUCUCUGCAGCAUGUUCUACCAAGGAACCACAUGCACAGCAGUAGCAAGCGGAAAGCAGAGUUUCGCGGUUGCAUUGAGAAAUGGAACAGUUCAUGUAUAUGACAACGUCACCUUGCAGAUAUCAAGGACUGUGCGUCAUGGCGCUGUUGUCAAGCUACUGAAGUACGAUGACACAGGCUCAAUGCUACUCUCGGCGGGCUUCCGUAGAGUCAGAAUGUGGGUGAUCCCAGAAGGAAAUCAGAUGUGGGAAGUGGCAGUGCGAGACCCUCUGUUGGCGGCCGAAUUUAUUGACGAGAAUCGCACCCUCAUUUCUAUUUCGUCGCAACAUAAACUGAUCAAGCAAGACGCCGCGACAGGCGCUAUAAUCAAAGCCACCCAAAGAAGGCCAAAUGUUUUAUUCGAUGAAGGUGAGGAAACGCUUCCUUUCUUCCGACGCGAACUUCACUACGCUGAGUUUUCGGCACAGGCCGCCAUGCUUGCAACAAUGCAGCGUGAACGCCCUAUCCAGCUCUCAGAUAUUGAAGACCGGUAUGAAAUUGGCAUUGUUGAGCUUGAAAUGAGCGACGACGGCGACUACGGCACCACCGAACAACCAAUCACUGCAAUGGCAUUCUGUGCAAACCUUGAUGUGGCACUGCUCGCUAUUGCGUACCGAGAUGGCAUCCUCGCAGUUUUCGACCGUGAUCUUCGUCUCAUCGAGAAGAGGGGAGACAACAAAGCUGUCAGUCUCAUAGCUGGGUCUCCUGAUGGUCUAACCUUGGCUGCUGCAAGUGUUGAAGGAGUCAUUACUCUCUAUGACUUUGAGCAUUUGAUACCCUUGCACGUGAUUUUCACUUUUUCCUAUGAAAACAUACGCUCUCUCGUCUUCAGCGGCGACGGCUAUCGCAUAAUUGACAUUCGGGAUCGACAAGCGAACCUCUGGGCACCUGCAGCUUUGGUCAGCCGUGUGAGAGAAGAUUCAGAUAGUCUCUCGAAGUCCACGCUGAGUCCGACAGUCGCUACGAGCGACUGGACAGGACUGAAAGAUGGUGUUGUGGACAUUACCGCCGUUGUCCCGAUCACAAACUCUGAGCAAUUCAUUUGUGGCCGCGAAGACGGUCGCAUCGUGAUCCACAGCACAGGUGACGCGAACAAGGAGAAGCUGCUAUACACGGUCGCGGACAAGCAAUGGAUAGACAGACUGGUGUGGAAGGCGAAGAACCGAAUCCUUGCAUCCGUCAGUGGAACUUCGACUGUUACGGUCUCUGUGCUCGCCCCUGACUGGUCGGUCAAGACCGUUCUUCUACGGCACGUCUUUCUCCACCCCGUCUUACAAUUACUCUUCCAAGAGACAGCCGAAUGUCUACGAAUGGCUGUAGUCACGACGAGAACAGUCAGCCUGUGGCUUGCGGAAUGUCCCUUGACAGAGCAGUGCUCUCUAACGGAGUCGAGAGUCCAAACCUUCGAUAAUAAUGGAUUGUUUCUCGAGGAUGCACCAGACCCGACCAGCGUCAGUCACUAUGUAACCCUCGUGGAGCCAGACAGGCUUCGAAAUUACAGCUGGGAAGACCUCGAAGAAGUCGGGUCUCGAAAACACCUUUCGUUCUGCCUACCGGCCGGUCGAUCCCCGACAGAUGCAGCCCAAGGCGGCCAAGAAAACAUUAUAACCUUUGAUCGUGCAACCAGCUUGUCUGGAGAAGGUCACCGAAUACUUCUCAGGUCCGUUUCCUCACAGACCACAACACUGUCACCCUCGGCAUCGACGCCAACAAAAUCGUGCAAUCGAAAACGCUGGAUUCUAGACCUCACACAGCCCAACCCCGCUACGAUUGAUACCCUCUCGCAACCCACCAGCACAACUGGCGCAGCACUUCGCGCCAAUCUUCUUCCAGUCAGUCACCUGAUUGAGCACGUCAUCGGCAUCCGCAACGAGGGCAAGCAGCUGAUAUUUCUAUCCAAGGCUCUCUGGGUAUGUUCUUACGACCUUGUUCUAGCCUCAACAAAAGCGAGGAGACUGUCCACAGAUCACCGCGUGGGCGAGUACACGCGCCACUUGUUUAUCCCCGACGACUGGAUCAGUAGCAACUACAACAACGCGACCAGCCAGCUGUUGUUCGUCCUCGGCGGCACCAAGGAGGAUUGUCUGGUGUUCGUCAAGAAACAUGAGAUCGCAGUCAUCAGGGAGCCGUUUUCCCACGCCGAGAAGAUUCGCAUCUCGUGA
This is a messenger RNA of Cladophialophora psammophila CBS 110553, 4965 nucleotides long. RefSeq lists its product as uncharacterized. The transcript has 3 exons. Bases 1 to 4965 code for a protein of 1654 amino acids. NCBI's taxonomy places the organism in Eukaryota, Fungi, Ascomycota, Eurotiomycetes, Chaetothyriales, Herpotrichiellaceae. The record is from RefSeq and is a predicted model, not a curated record. Gene Ontology annotation, molecular function: protein binding.